Molecule: messenger RNA, 2141 nt
Organism: Mustela erminea (ermine)
Lineage: Eukaryota; Metazoa; Chordata; Mammalia; Carnivora; Mustelidae
Gene: SLC25A38
Product: solute carrier family 25 member 38
Exons: 8
Coding region: 516-1466 (316 amino acids)
Biological process (GO): glycine import into mitochondrion
Cellular component (GO): mitochondrion; mitochondrial inner membrane
Molecular function (GO): glycine transmembrane transporter activity
Source: RefSeq, a predicted model, not a curated record
ACCCCGGAAGCGAAAUCCCAAGGUUGCGCGCGGUUCCUCCGGCUUUCUCCACCUCCGGAUACACCCUACACGAUCUGGGGUCCAAAAGCGUGCAGCCGGGCAGGAUGGGCGGGAGAGCAGACGGGCGGGGUGUGCAAGGCGAGUGAAGAGCGGUGAGCAGGUCCCGGUGGGCCACGCGGAGCCACGCAGGGGCGGUGGGCGCGCAGACUCGGCGUCCGACCGCGCGGACUGCAGAACGCCCGCCUGCGAGCGCGUCGCCGGGCCACUGCUGCCGCGUCGCCUUCUCCCGCGAGAUCGCCAGCGCUGGGCCCGAGCUCCCACUAACGCACCCAGAGCCCGGCCUCCUCUCCAAUGUUUCAGAAGUCACGGCCGGCGCUGCUGCAGUCUCAGGAUGUUGGAGACAAGGUGGAGACGCUUAUGGGUGGCGGAAUUGCCCGGGCCUUGGGAGUGUCGGGGAGUGUGCCGGUGCGACCACGAGCCGCGUGCGAGCGCCUCCGGACGUUGCUUUAAGUUGGAUGGCUAGAGCGACAGAGGUGGAAGGACGCUCGGGCAGGUAUCUGGACCACCGCAAGGCCCGGGUAGUAGCCCCAGACCGGAGAAGAGGUGGGUGCCCGCGAGAGUUACAUCCGGUGAUCAAGGCUUUCCUGUGUGGCUCCAUCAGUGGGACCUGCUCCACCCUCCUUUUCCAACCCCUGGAUCUCCUCAAAACGCGCCUGCAGACUCUCCAGCCCUCAGACCAUGGAUCUGGUCGUGUUGGGAUGCUGGCUCUGCUCUUGAAGGUGGUUCGCACGGAGAGUAUUCUGGGCCUUUGGAAAGGGAUGUCCCCUUCCAUUGUGAGGUGUGUCCCUGGCAUUGGCAUCUAUUUUGGCACUCUCUACUCCUUGAAGCAGUACUUCCUGCGAGGCCAUCCCCCCACGGCCCUGGAGUCGGUCAUCCUGGGAGUGGGCUCUCGCUCGGUUGCAGGACUCUGCAUGUCACCCAUCACUGUGGUAAAGACACGUUACGAGAGCGGGAAGUAUGGCUAUGAGAGCAUCUAUGCAGCCCUGAGGAGCAUCUAUCGCACUGAGGGGCACCGGGGACUCUUCAGCGGCUUGACGGCAACACUCCUUCGUGACGCACCCUUUUCUGGAAUCUACCUGAUGUUCUACAACCAGACCAAAAACAUCAUGACCCAUGACCAGUUGGAUGGAGUCCUUAUUCCCGCUGUAAACUUCAGCUGUGGGAUCUUUGCUGGCAUUCUGGCCUCCCUGGUGACUCAGCCUGCGGAUGUUAUCAAAACCCACAUGCAGCUCUCUCCAGUGAAAUUUCGGUGGAUUGGCCAGGCGGUGACACUUAUUUUUAAAGAUUAUGGGCUCCGUGGCUUCUUCCAAGGCGGCGUCCCGAGGGCCCUCCGCAGAGCUCUGAUGGCAGCGAUGGCGUGGACCGUGUAUGAGGAGAUGAUGGCCAAGAUGGGCCUGAAGUCCUGACUGAGAGGGACUGGGUAAAGACGGGCUAUGUUGCGCUCCCUGGCUCUUACCGGGGGCUGCUUCGCCUCACUGUCCUGGAGUAAGAUGAAGUCUAAUCUGGAAAGCCAGGCAGAUGUGUCCCCUUCUGUUACCCAGUUUCAGUAGAAAAUAGGUGGGCCUGACUCAAGCCUUCAGAAUAUCCCAGAAGAGGAGUUACGGAUGCCUACAGCACACUGGGGAGUUCAGAGAAGGGCUUGCCCCUCCUGCCAGGUUACUCGAAAAGGCCUUUCUGGAAAGAGCUCUGUCAGGUGGUUCUGCUUCAGCCACCCAACCUACGCCAGGCUGCCUGUUUGCAUCUGUUCUUGGGCAAGGCAUCGCACGGCCAGAGGAGCUGUGGCUGUGAAGAGCUCCAGCAGGGGGGAAGCCGGGUCUGUGGAGAGAGGGGUUCUUGUCAUCAGGCUUUUGUCUGUGUCUGGAAUGCUGGUGGGAUGAGGAAGAAAAGAUGUCAUUACUUAAUUGGUCACCAAUCACCUUCUCAGAGGCUCUGAAGAAGUGGGGAGAGUGGCUUCUUAGCCUGAAGUGUCCAAAUAACGAAUUUUGGUCUUGGCCUCUGCACUGUUUCAGUUCUAAAUUGUUCUGGCAUUUUUCUGCAGCUAACAUUCGCAUAAAUAAAGUGAAGCACUUUAUCAUUGGAAA